Messenger RNA from Anopheles darlingi, 606 nucleotides. It is a transcript of the gene ODA-Dnal1, whose product is annotated as dynein axonemal light chain 1. The coding region runs from base 1 to 606 and encodes 201 amino acids. The record is from RefSeq and is a predicted model, not a curated record. The transcript has 2 exons. Lineage: Eukaryota; Metazoa; Arthropoda; Insecta; Diptera; Culicidae. Gene Ontology annotation, cellular component: cytoplasm. Gene Ontology annotation, molecular function: protein kinase binding.
AUGGGUACCAUGGCUAAAGCGACCACGAUCAAAGAGGCUCUGAAAAGGCUCGAGGAUCGCACCAAAACGAACUCUUGUGACGAAAAAGAGAUUGACCUAUGCUUUCAGUGGCCACCGAUAGAAAAGAUGGACACUACCUUUUCCACGCUAACGGCAUGCCAAAAACUAUCCCUUUCCACGAACAUGAUCGACAAAAUCUAUGGUUUAAGUGGAAUGAAAAAUUUACGUGUCCUAUCGCUGGGCCGUAACUACAUCAAGGCCAUUUCCGGUCUUGAAGGAGUCAGUGAUACGCUCGAGGAGCUGUGGAUUAGUUACAACCUGGUCGAGAAGCUGAAAGGCAUCAGCGUGCUGAAGCGUCUGAAGGUGCUGUACAUGAGCAACAAUCUCGUUAAGGAUUGGGUAGAGUUCAACCGAUUGGCCGACCUGCCGAUGCUGGAGGAUCUACUGUUUGCCGGCAAUCCGCUGGUGGAAUCAAUGGAAGAAAGCAUCUGGAGAGCAGAAGCGAGCAAGCGGUUGCUUUCGUUGAAAAAGCUAGACGGAGAAACGGUUAUCCGGGAGGAGACAGAAAACGCGAAUCAGGCCGGUGCAGGAGUGCCAGAGAAGUAA